UAGGUGUCACAAUGACACGGUCCAGUUACCCGACGGCUGACCCAGGGAAUGGACAUUAAUGAAAACACAAGACAAAGAAACAGUGUCACGGAUAAACAGGGUCUAAAUGGCAAUCAGUUGUAUUCCAAGGUGGACAGCAUGGAUCCAUUGAUUGGUCAUGAUUCCAUCCAAUCAGGAAAAACCUCAGCCACAGACAACCAAUCAUCACCAAAUCAUGUUGCUAAUUUGAAUAUUCAUCAGGAGGAAAGACCUAUUCUCAAUGGAGUAGUCAAUCGUCUAUCACCAGAUGAAAAUAAAGAAAUGAGAAUUACUGAUGUGAAGUUAGAGACACUUAAAACUAAAACAACAUGGCAGGAAAUGUCUCCAAAGAGGGAAAGGAAAAUCACAAGGCAGAACAGCUCGGGGAGCAUUAAAAGCAGUAGUAGUGGAAGUGCCAGUGGCACAUCAGGGAGCAGCGAUUAUUCUGGUUCACCACCAUCUAGCCCUACAAAGUCUUGGAAAUCCAUCCGUGAAAGCAACCGAAAUAAUGCACUCUCGUGGAAAGAUCUAUCGAGUAACAAGUCUGGGAAAACUUCAGAUGAGCAUUUGCCAUCUAAAGGAACCAGCACAAAUGAGAACCAGAUUGGGAAGUGUGUGUGUAGUCCUGAGCAUAGAGGAACUGAGGGUCAGAGAACCAAAUUAUUGCAGAACCAUACCACUCAAAACCAGGGUACAGACAAUGCUUCCAUUACGGCUGCUAUAAAUAACACUGUAACUGACAAUGGUAAGACAGAGCAUGGUCAUGUGACCACAUGUGUUCAUACCACUGACAAUGGACAUGGAGGUAGUGACAAAAACCCAGCCUGUAACUGCAAAGCUAAUGUAGGCAAAAAAGCCAAUCAGAAUGUGAAUAACAAAAACCAAGGAAGUCCUGAACAUACAUGUAAGCCAUCAUCUCGGCUGGAGAGUGCCCCCUCUGAGGAACAGAAUAAUGAGUAUUUCUAUGAUGAGGAUUUUACUGUGCAGUUUGACACAAACUUAAGGGAGUCCUCCCCAGGACUAAAUUGUACAUGUAUUGAUCCCACAAUUGUCAGUGAUUUUCCAAACAUUGCAACAGGAAGUUACUUGUCGUUUAACAAUAUGAAGGGAUCUGGACUUUUUGAUCAACAAGUCAAUACAGAACUGUUUUGUCCAGAUGAAUCUGAACUCUCCUCUUGUAGAAAUUCAGUGAUGGAUAUGUCAUCCAGUGAACGAGAAAUGAUGUGCUCAAGUGACAUGCUGGAAUUCAGUGACAACCCACUUUUCACACCUUCACCAACAAAAGAGUUAGAAAAACAGAAUGUUUCUACAGAUAGCUUAGAUAAAAAUUUUAGAACUACUGAUAGGUGCUGUCAGGAAGGCAGUUUAGAAUCCAGUGAUGGGAACCUUUGUGUGAACUGUUGUCCAAAGAAAGAGGAUUACUUCCUCUCCUUUGAUGGAUCUCAAGGUCGAUCACAGACAAACUCAGAAAAUGAUGCAUCCUUGCUUUCCAUUGGAUCAGGUCAAGGUCACUGGGGUCAGAGUUCAUCUGGGGAGGAAAUGGUCUCAGAGGAAUGUACAGACAGUUUCCACUUCUGUUACAUGAAUGGGAAUGGUAACGUUCAGCAUGGACACAGGAGGAUCAAGUUUCAGUCUUUAAAGGCAGUACAGGAGAGUAAUGAUGAUGCAGACAUUGAUGAGAGUGAGGGAAAAUUAUCAGCCUCUCUACCCAGAAUAACAAGAAGUCCCAUCUCAGAGUUCAACCAGAAGUUAAAUGGUGGACAUAAUGGAAAGAAAGCUUGUUGUCAAGGCAAGAGAGCUCAGCUGCACAAAUCAAAUGGAUCUUCUCCUAUAAAGUCAUCAAUGAGGCAUACUAUACCUAAUAGAAAGGUGACAUCUUGGAAGCAGGUCAAGUCUCUGAAGUCUUUAGGAAAGCUAGAUAUGAAUAUGGAUGCUGAUCGCAGCAGUAGUAUGCCAGAGCUGUACGUUCAGGCAUGGCAGUCUUUUUCAUCCCAGGAAUGUAUGGACAUUGCAAAAAUUGCAGAAAGCUUUCAUGGAAAAAGACAUUCAGCAUAUCUUCUGGAUCUGUAUCAGAGGGUCAGAAAUCAGUCUAAUCCAGUCUCCCCAGAAACCAUGGCCAAUAUAGAGCAGAUUCUGUUUCAUCCACUGAUCAGCCAGAACCGUUGCCAUGGUGAGGCCAAUCUUAGUGCUCCCAUUGGUCCAUGUGGAGUUUGUGGGCGGGAGGGAUCACACAGUAGUCACACUCUCACUAACAGUAACAUCCACCACCUGGUCAACACUAGCCGCACUGGACAGCAGCUUGACCAGUACACCAGGAAAAGGAUUAUUGAAUGGCUGGAAAAGGACAGGCUUGAUGGACACUGUAAGGCUAAGGGCUGCCAGACUGAGAAACAAAUGAAGACUACAGAGACCAUCAUUUCUCCCACAACUGUUACACUGUGGUGUGGUACCAAGAACUUUAGCUCUCAGUUUCCACCUCACACAAGAGACUGUGGGAUACAGACUUCAAACAAUAUUUUGAAAGAGGGGCAUAUUUCUAAUAUGGAGCAACAAACAUCACCUACAUUAGAAAUGGAAUAUAAAAAGCUGUAUAUGAUGGAAGUCGCUCAACAGACAUCUCCAAAUUCUGAAAAGCAUGACAUUCUGUCCAUGCUGCCAGAGACUUUUACUGACUUGGAUGACAUUAUACCCAGAAGUAAUCCCAGGAGUCACAAACAUGUGCCAAGAUCAAAGAGUGCUGACAGCAAUGUUCCCAGAGAUACCACCGAAGUUCCUGAAAGAGGAUGCAUUUCCUAUUACACUUUCAAAACUUUGCCAGAUUUAAAUUUUACAUUUUCUUGUUCUGAUGUUGAAUUGGAGGAAGAAAUCUCACUGUUUGACCCUAUACCUGUAGCCAUGCCAAUCCCUAUUCUAACACCAACUUUUGCAAAAUCUUUCUGUGGGGUACCUGCUAAGAAGGAAACUCAGUCAACUGGAACAACAAGUAAAAGGUCAAGGUCAGUUCCUGCUAAACUGGUAAAUCAACAUCUGCUGAAGAAUGCUGGGGAAUCUGGAUCGAGUAGUAGUGGUGUCAGCACCUGCUCCACUUCAUCUGGAAUAGAUCCAGGUUACUGUACUGAAGAGAGACCAUUCAGUGUUGGCAGUCCUUCAAAUGACAUUGAGCGACUACUAUUCUACCCUCCACACGUAGAGAGUGCUAAGAGAGAGAAAGUAGAAAGUGAAAGUCAGAAAGGGCAGGGACAAGUGGAAAACCAAAGCCGAAAUAAACCAAGUCAUCCGAAACUUAAGAGAGUGGCUGAAAACAGGGUCAAUAAAUAUGCAAAUGAGGUUCACCCUUUUUCCCUAGAUGCAAUAAAUAAACCAAAACCACUUGAAACUGAAACUGAAAAUAAAGCUGAUGGAAAGAUUUUAUUGGAAAACAACCCAGCAGUAGAACAUCUGUAUUCUUUACAGGAAGAGAACACACCAGUUUCUUCCCCUGAUGUCAGUAGAUGUCACCACAAUUGCUGUCAUGGAGAAGACUGUUUCUUUGUCAAUCACCCAAACCAGUUUUCAAGUGAAUCCAACUCCUCAAAUGGAAGUGGACAGGUGAAACCCAACCGAAAACCCCUGAAGUCAUGUCUCCGAAAGCAGCACUUUUUGAGGUCAAGGUCAUUGUCUGACCCCCAUAACCUGGGUCAGACAACAGAGAGUCAGAAACAGAGGAGGAAAUUGAAUCGCCAUUCCUACGCCUGUGAGGAGGUGUAUCUUCUGACUGACGAGUCUGGGCAGUAUUACCUAUGUCAGAGUGAUAAUUCCUCCCAAUCCAAUGAGAGCACGGGACCUAUCAUGUUCUGUCUAGAUGAUGUUGUCCCAGGGGAUGGGAUGCAGACAGUCAAGUUGAGGAGGAAAAAUCCAGCUGAGGCAGGAACCAAGCCAGCGUCUGAGACGAAUGAUGCAUUGAGUGGGAAAAGAAAGAGUGUUAGUUUUGCUUCUGAAGUCUCUUUCCAUGAUAUAAGUCCACAUCCCUCACCCAAACAUAGGGUGGAGGAGGCUGAAGUUAAAGAAGCGACAGAUAAAACAGGUCCACCAGUCUUAGCUCGAGCCAACUCAACUGAGAGUUGUGAGUCCUCAGACUCGGAUGUUCCCCCUGAAAGUUUCCGGUUGUCCCCUUCCUCAGAACAGAAUGUGUACUCGGACAGGUUUGAUGAACUGGAGAGAAAAAGAGGUAUGUUGAUAGAGGUGUGUCAGGUAUCAGAGGUCAUCUUGAAUCAUUUCAGCACGGCCAAAAACCCAUUUGACAAGUUGCGAUUGGGUAGUUCAGCAGACACACCAGAAAUUGGUGACCUAAUUUUAAACCGACUGUGUCCAGCUCUGAACCAGGUAGUUGGGGACGGACUCAAACCCUUCCUAAAUGGCUUCCAGAUGUUUGGUCGUGUCAACAUCACAGUCUGGAAAGUGGCAGAAAUCUCCGCUGAACAAGGUCCAUACACCAGAGCUAUCCACGACCUCGUCCAGCAGUUGAAGAGUAACCCCGCCCUGACCAGCUGUUCUGCCAAAUUUGAAGCUUUUCUGUUUGGUCUUCUCAACCUGCGGUUACUGGACUAUUGGAUGGGUUACCUACGCUAUAGCGAUAGCUUGACAGACAAGUUCUACAACUCUGAUGGAGUCAUCGUCCUGAGUCGAACCUGUCACGAGCGAGCUUAUGAUGAGAUGCUCAUCUCCUUACAACCUCUAUCAGUUCUUCCAUUUCAACUCGGACUCGAGUAUGUUUUGGAGAACUCUAAAUAUCUCACUCACUCACCUACCUUGAGCCCAAGUAGGAAUAAGUCCCCAUUGAUAAGCCCUUCCCUAGAGAAGGAAAUUGUGGUUCCACCCCCCAAACCAGCCAGGAGUAUGAAUUUGAAUGGAACUGGUCUGAUCUCAACUAAAGCUUGGGAGUGGAUCAAAGGGAGUGUGUGUGAUGAUGGGCCAGAGCAAAAGUUGGAAUCCAGGAUGGAUGAGAAGAAAGAAGAGGUUUCAGUCAAUUUGUCUGAUACUUUUGGUGAUAAACCUAGUAAAUAUGUUGAAGACGUGCAAGUUGAAAAAAUCCAAAAACCUAGGGAAAGUAAAGUUACUGCAAGUAAGGAAAGAAGGCCAUUAAGCAGUGCUAACCAGGUAGACCUGAAAGGAAUGUCUGACUCAUUUUCUGGUAUUGCCCAAAAAUUAUUAGGAAUGAAUACUUCCAGAGACAGAUAUUCUGAAAAUAGUGUUAAUAAAAAUUCAGCUGUGCCCAACACUGAAAAGAAAAUGCCUAAAGAAACAGUUACAUCAAAGGAGAAUGUAGAGACGGUGUCAUCAAAGGCCAAGUCAGGCAUCCUUAAAUUCUUUGACAAGCUGUUGCUUCCUAAGGACACUGGGUCAGUACCUAAAAGUCAGAUACCGAAACGUCACAGCUGGAAUGUUCCAAAUGAGGGAGGUCAGAGGUCACCUGGAUCAGAGGAAAGUAAGAGUCUCUCACCUGUUUCUGGAAACAAGGAAUUGAAGAAUAGUCUGGAAUAUCAGAAACAGAAGUUUGCUAAUGCUCGAAAAAAUCAGAAAUCCAAAACAGAGAAUGUUGUAGCGAGAAGUAUUCAGAGUGAGGCUAAGAUGGACAAUGGGGGAAAAGAUACAAGGCAAAUUGAAGAAAAGUGUGCUGGGAAAAAUCUUUCACAGAAAGUUGAUAAUAAAUCAUCCAGUAAACAGGCAAGAAAUCCACCCUCAGAUUUAAGUCUGAAACUUAGAAAUGUCCCAGAGACUCCUGAAAAAGUACCACUAAAGGCUGCGGAUUCUCCCUCGAGAAAAUUUGGGUCACCUCAGAGGAGGCUCACAGACAAAGGAAAAGUCAGCAAGAUCCCAACACUGCAAAAGAAGUCUGAGAACAAAAAGCCACAGAGGAAUAGCCUUGUGUUAGACUCAUCAGGUUAUAGCUCAUCAAGUGUGCUCAGCUCACCUACUCGAGUCAAGCAUUCACACUCAGCAGGUCAAAUCCCAGUCCCAGUACAGUCACCAAAGAAAACUAAAACAAACUCAUCAAAGAAUUCAGAAGUGUCUACAAACAAGAGUGGGUCCCUUAAAACAGUACCCAAAGCACCAGUGGAUAAGCAUGAAGGAAUCAUUUCCUCUACCGAGUUUCCAAGUAAGGAUCCAUCUGAAUCUGUGGAGUCAAAUUCAUCAAGUGAAUGUGCAUCUCUAGAGGUAGGGCCAACACUUGUAGCACCUUGUCAAGAAAAGAAAAAGCACAGGUCUUCUGUUGAGAAAUAUACUGCUGAGAAAAGCCAAAAUAAAAGCACACCUCCAGUUCCUGAGGCCCAGACAGUGGAGCUUGAUAUUAACUCUAACUCAGCACUUCCUGUUCUGCCAGAUCAAGCUGUGGGUGGAGGGGGACAGUGUGCGAGUGAAGGGACGACACAGCCAGGUCCGAGCAAGGACUUCAUGAAGCCUGACUUUAGGUACAUAGAGACAGUCACUGACUUUGAGUCGAGUGAGGUAUCUCAGCUGUCGUACAGGAAGGGUGACCACUUUGAGGUGCUCGCCGAGAUUGACUCGAGUUGGUUUUACUGUGUGAACGGGCCACAGGAAGGACUAGUUCAUGUUGAUGCUGUCAAACCUCUGAGUGACAAAGACGAGUUUCAUCUGCUUCAUAACAAGUUCUCAUAAUAGUCGUGAUCAACUCUAUGUUUAUUAUUUUGUUAUGAUUUAUAAUAUUUAGUAAAUGUCUUGGAUUUAAGUGUUCAUUCAUUAAGUAUAAUAAUUAAAUAAGUGGAAGUAAAAUUAUAUAAAUGUUUAUCUCUAUGGUCUAUUUUACAAAGAGAUGUUAGAAACACAACAUGCUUAUUCAAGUUAGGAAAUCUUUUUUUGGUUUCUGAUGUUUCGAAAGGUGAAAGCAUGGUUUUAAAACUGAAAUCCAGAUUUUUAUUCUGGACUACCAUUAACUUGAUAAAUUUACAGAAUCAGCUGAUACAUGGGUUUUGAUUGCUUGAUAUAUAUAAUACAUGUACUUUGUUUUCUUCCCUUAUUUGAUAGAUAAAAUUUCAUUUACAUUUGUAUUUAAAAAAAUUUUAAUGUACAAAGACAAGGGACUCGAAGAGUGCAAUACACAUAUAAUUAUACUUUACUAUAUGACAGUGCAUUAGUAAAUACACAGUAUGUUAAACUUUCAUUAUAGGUUAACAAAUUGUGUUUGUAAGAUGUGAUUUUAUUGGCUUCACGUUAUAAUUUACAAGGUUGUGUUUGUAAGAUGUAAUUUUAUUGGCUUCACGUUAUAAUUUACAAGGUUGUGUUUGUAAGAUGUGAAUUUAUUGACUACCCAUCAUACUAAGUAAGUUACCAUGGUUAUGUUGUAAGAUGUGAUUUUAUUGGCUUUGUUAUGUGCUUAAAUCCUAGUACACUUGUUUUAUUUCUUUCAUUUAAUUACUUUGCCAUGUACUUGUUGUGAUAAAAGUUAUUGCAAAUAUCAUGUGAUAAUGAAAGUUAAAGAUUUUGUUUUUGGUCUUGCUAAAAUCAAACUAUUUUAACACAAUACCCUUUUUCACUUGUUUUUUUUUUCUUUUUUUUUUGCACAAUUUUUAAUAAUUAUUUUUUUUGGACAUCCUAUAUUGAUGUGUAUUAACAAAGGAGAUUUUUGUUCAAGUUCUUUUGUACUGCACUGUAUUGUGGGGGAUAUGAUCUUUCAACUGUCUGGAUGAAACUUUUUUUUCUUUCGAUCACCCUCCAUGCUAUAAUGAAUGUCCUCGAAUUGUUAUACAUGUACAGUAAUGCAUCAUUAUACUGAUUUUUCUUGAAACCGAACAUGAUUUUAUGUGCAUAAAGAUAUCUAUAAUGAAAGUAAAAUAUUUGAGAUUUUUUCAGCUCCAUAUUUAUUUUAAAUUCUCUAAGAUUUUGAUUUCAUUGAGGACAAGUUUAAAUCAUGGAGGGAGUUUUGUGAGCCCAUCUUGAAUGACAAUGUUGAUACUUUUGUAUUUGAUUAGACAUUGAUUUAAUAUGAAACACUCGUGUUAUUUAUUAUACGUAUAAGAAUUUCAGUGUCACUUGUUGAGUACUAACUGAUGUAUGAAAAACUUAAAUGUUUUAGUAUCUCAAAAUUGAUAAAUGAAAUAAUCGUUUUUGGUAUAAAGUUAUGUUAUUAGUUUAAUUGGGAUGAUUAGGUGUGUAUAGAUAAACUCAGUAAGGGAAAGACAGCUACACUAAAGCAAAUUUAAGAUAGACAAAAAAGAGAUAUCUCUCUUUGCAAAUUAGUUUUCAUAAUAUGUAUAGUACUUAUUGUUUUCUUCUUUGUCAUUCCCCCUAUAGCGUCAUCAUUGUCGAUUGAGAGGCUUACAAAAGUAAAAAGUGAACAGAAAGGUCAUGGACUCCUCAACGUCUUUUAUUGUUGCUCCAUCAAUUGUUCUUCAGUUUUACAGGAUUGAUUUUUCAUUUCAGUUUUACAGGAUUGAUUUUUCAUUUCGCAAUCAAAUAAUCCUGCAUUAUUCAGAACAAAAGUAUUAACUGAAAAUGACAACAGAAAAAUUAUCUUUGUUGUAUUUUUUUUUUUAAUUUUGCUUUUUUUUAGAUUGUUAACUAGUUAAUGCUUUAUAGCAUAAUGUUAAUAUUCAAAUAACAUUUAAAUUGACUGUGUUUGUAAACAUUUGCUUUUUAGAGUUAUACAUGUGCAAUAUAAGAAGAAAAUACAUUUUAAACUUAUUGCUAGUCAUUUUUUUUUAUGUCCAUCUACAGUAUUUGAGUAAUCAUGCAAUUCAAAGUUAUUUAUAUACAGGUUGUUUUUAGUCACGCUCUUUUUAUAUUUAAUAUUGUGAUUUUCUGAUGAUGUAGAAUCAUUCUAGAAAAUUUAAUAUUAAAUUCUAUUUUAACUGCAUUUUGCACUUUCAUAUGAAUUUGGUGAUUGAAUGACUGUUACUAAAGUAGAUUUUAUCAGAAUAAUGACUGUAUAAGGUCAAAAUUAGCUGACAGAUUUAUUUAUUUCCAAAAGAGGAUUUUCUAGAUUUUAUCAAAUUGGAAUUUCUUUGCUCAUACAAAGUCCCUUGAUUUGAUGUUACUUCAUUCUACAAAAAUUUCUCGAAAAUAUGUAGUACAUUGAUUAUAUGUGUUCAAAUACAUGUAUCAUGUUUUUUUGCAAUUUAUGAUUGAUAUACACAUUUCUUUUUAAAGCUGAGUUUGAAUCUUGUGAAGUUUCUUCUAUUUUUCUUUUUCUUUUGAGUUUGCUUGUAAUGGAAGAUUAAUUUGAAGAUAAUAUGAUAUACAGUAAAUGACAAGAUUAGAUGUAUAGUAUAGAUGAUAUACACACAAACUUGGUAAUUCAUUCUCUGUGGAAUAAUAAACAUUUAAAGUGCA
Saccostrea echinata is the source of this 9345-nucleotide messenger RNA. RefSeq lists its product as uncharacterized. Gene Ontology annotation, cellular component: cytoplasmic vesicle. The record is from RefSeq and is a predicted model, not a curated record. Gene Ontology annotation, molecular function: protein binding. The transcript is spliced from 8 exons. The coding region runs from base 49 to 6675 and encodes 2208 amino acids. NCBI's taxonomy places the organism in Eukaryota, Metazoa, Mollusca, Bivalvia, Ostreida, Ostreidae.